This is a messenger RNA of Pongo pygmaeus (Bornean orangutan), 2592 nucleotides long. It is a transcript of the gene RSPO4, whose product is annotated as R-spondin 4. The record is from RefSeq and is a predicted model, not a curated record. Bases 65 to 757 code for a protein of 230 amino acids. The transcript is spliced from 5 exons. Lineage: Eukaryota; Metazoa; Chordata; Mammalia; Primates; Hominidae.
CCGCCGCCGGGCCGUCGGGCCGUCGGGCUGCCUGGGGAGCGCCAGCCCGGAUCAGGCUGCCCAGAUGCGGGCGCCACUCUGCCUGCUCCUGCUCGUCGCCCACGCCGUGGACACGCUCGCCCUGAACCGAAGGAAGAAGCAAGUGGGCACUGGCCUGGGGGGCAACUGCACAGGCUGUAUCAUCUGCUCAGAGGAGAACGGCUGUUCCACCUGCCAGCAGAGGCUCUUCCUAUUCAUCCACCGGGAAGGCAUCCGCCAGUACGGCAAGUGCCUGCACGACUGUCCCCCUGGGUACUUCGGCAUCCGCGGCCAGGAGGUCAACAGGUGCAAAAAAUGUGGGGCCACUUGUGAGAGCUGCUUCAGCCAGGACUUCUGCAUCCGGUGCAAGAGGCAGUUUUACUUGUACAAGGGGAAGUGUCUGCCCACCUGCCCGCCGGGUACUUUGGCCCACCAGAACACACGGGAGUGCCAGGGGGAGUGUGAACUGGGUCCCUGGGGCAGCUGGAGCCCCUGCACACACAACAGAAAGACCUGCAGCUCGGCUUGGGGCCUGGAGACCCGGGUACGAGAGGCUGGCCGGGCUGGGCAUGAGGAGACAGCUACCUGCCAGGUGCUUUCUGAGUCAAGGAAAUGUCCCAUCCAGAGGCCCUGCCCGGGAGAGAGGAACCCUGGCCAGAAGAAGGGCAGGAAGGACCGGCGCCCACGCAAGGACAGGAAGCUGGACAUGAGGCCGCGCCAGCCCGGCCUGCAGCCCUGACCGCCGGCUCUCCCAACUCUCUGGUCCUAGUCCUCGGCCCCUGCACACCUCCUCCUGCUCCUUCUCCUCCUCUCCUCUUACUCUUUCUCCUCUGUCUUCUCCAUUUGUCCUCUCUUUCUUUCCACCCUUCUAUCAUUUUUCUGUCAGUCUACCUUCCCUUUCUUUUUCUUUUUUAUUUCCUUUAUUUCUUCCACCUCCAUUCUCCUCUCCUUUCUCUCUCCCUUCUUCCCUUCCUUCCUCUUCUUUCUCACUUAUCUUUUAUCUUUCCUUUUCUUUCUUCCUGUGUUUCUUCCUGUCCUUCACCGCAUCCUUCUCUCUCUCCCUCCUCUUCUCUCCCUUUCACACACACUUUAAGAGGGACCAUGAGCCUGUGCCCUCCCCUGCAGCUCUCUCUAUCUACAACUUAAAGAAAGCAAACAUCUUUUCCCAGGCCUUUCCCUGACCCCAUCUUUGCAGAGAAAGUGUUUCCAGAGGGCAAAGCUGGGGCACACCACAGGUGAGUCCUGAAGGCCCUCCUUCUGCUCUGGGGGAGGCUCCAGGACCCUGAGCUGUGAGCACCUGGUUCUCUGGACAGUCCCCAGAGGCCAUUUCCACAGCCCUCAGCCACCAGCCACCCCGAGGAGCUGGCUGGACAAGGCUCCAGGGCUUCCGGAGGCCUGGCCUGGACACCUUCCCCAGCUGGCUGUAGAGGGUCACGACCUGGCCUCUGGCUGGGCAGCCAGCCCUGGAGGGCAUCCUCUGCAAGCUGCCUGCCACCCUCAUCAGCACUCCCCCACAGGCCUCCCUCUCAUGGGUCCCAUGCCCCUUUUUCCCAAGCUGGAUCAGGUGAGCUGUCACUGCUGGGGGAUCCACCUGCCCAGCCCAGAAGAGGCCAUUGAAACGGAAAGGAAAGCUGAGAUUAUCCAGCAGCUCUGUUCCCCACCUCAGCGCCUCCUGCCCAUGUGGGGAGACAGGCCUGAGAAGGAAGGGGCUUGCCCAGGGUCACACAGGAAGCCUUCAGGCUCUGCUUCUACCUGAUGGCUCUGCUCAGCACAUUCACAGCAGAGAGGAGAAUUUGGGGGUCACUUGAGGGGGGAAAUGUAGGGACUUGUGGGUGGGGAGCAAGGGAAGAUCCGCGCACUCGCCCACACCCACCACCGCACUCACUGACACCCACCCACACACUCGCCCACACCCACCACCACACUCCCCGACACCCAUCACCGCACUCGCCCACACCCACCACCAGUGACUUGAGCAUCUGUGCUUCGCUGUGACGCCCCUCGCCCUAGGCAGGAACCACGCUGGGAGGAGUCUCCAGGUCAGACCCAGCUUGGAAGCAAGUCUGUCCUCACUGCCUGUCCUUCUGCCAUCAUAACACCCCCUUCCUGCUCUGCUCCCGGGAAUCCUCAGAAACGGGAUUUGUAUUUGCCGUGACUGGUCAGCCUGAACACAUAGGGCUCCGUGACCGGGACAGGAAUGGGCAAGGAGAAGCAAGAGUUGGAGCUCCAAGGGGCCCAGGGGUGGCCUGGGGAAGGAAGGUGGUCAGCAGGCUGGGGGAGAGGCUCUAGGUGAUGAAAUAUUACAUCCCUGACCCCAAGAGAGCACCCACCCUCAGACCUGCCCUCCACCAGGCAGCUGGGGAUCCCCUGGCCUGACCCCCCCCAAGGCCCACCCUCUCUCUGACUUCCCUGCUCUCACAUCCCUGAGAACAGCUAGAGCCCCCUCCUUCGCCUGGCCAGGCCACCAGCUUCUCUUCUGCAAACGUUUGUGCCUCUGAAAUGCUCCGUUGUUAUUGUUUCAAGACCUUUACAUUUUUUUUUUAAAUUUUCUUAAUAAAGGGAAAAGAAACUUGC